AUGGCCUCCCAGACAGCACCCCAGACCAACGGCCUGCCUGCCUCCUCGAACGGCAGCCAGAGCAACCCUGCGACACAGGCGACAGCAUCCAACUCGCAACCGCCAGCAUCUCAGUCACAAACCGCCACAAACGCAUCACAAUCGCAGUCGACUCAGCAGAACCAGCAACAGCAACAACAGCAGCAGCAAGGCCAGCAGGCGCCCGCGUCCCCCACAACCUCGGCCCCGCGCCCCCGCGACGCGCGCAUGAUCGAGCUCCUCCUCACCUCGCAGGGCGUGACGGCGUACGAGUCGCGCGUGCCGCUCCUGCUCCUCGACUUUGCCUACCGCCACACGUCGUCGAUCCUCAACGACGCCCUCCACCUCUCGGCCGACCCCUACACGACGCACGCCGGCUCCAAGCCCUCGGCCUCGGCGGGCGCCGGCGCCGCCUCGAUCUCAGGCACCUUCGUGGCGCCAUCGUUGUCAGCCCUACGCGUCCACGGUACCAAUGGCCGUGAACCGAAUAUUCCAGUUCCACGAAGUCGUCCUUCCUGGUUGCGAUGA
This is a messenger RNA of Verticillium alfalfae VaMs.102, 546 nucleotides long. RefSeq lists its product as hypothetical. Lineage: Eukaryota; Fungi; Ascomycota; Sordariomycetes; Glomerellales; Plectosphaerellaceae. Gene Ontology annotation, cellular component: transcription factor TFIID complex; SAGA complex. Gene Ontology annotation, biological process: DNA-templated transcription initiation; RNA polymerase II preinitiation complex assembly. Bases 1 to 546 code for a protein of 181 amino acids. The record is from RefSeq and is a predicted model, not a curated record. The transcript has a single exon. Gene Ontology annotation, molecular function: RNA polymerase II general transcription initiation factor activity; transcription coactivator activity; protein heterodimerization activity.